AUGUCUCGACCAUCGGCGCAUCCUGAGCGCCCACUCUCUCUCACAGAGGAACUCGAGAAAUUAGAACAAUCUAUCACCUUGACGCUCCAGGAGAUUGACCAAAACUUCAGCCAAGCACACCGGAUUGUCACAACGAGCAUUCUGCCUCUGGUAGAGCAGUAUACCGAGCAUUCCCGUGAUGUCUGGGACGGUGCCAAGUUCUGGAAGCAAUUCUUCGAAGCCAGCGCCAAUGUCUCACUGUCCGGAUAUGAAGAACGGCCGAAUGAAGAUGAUACAGUUCAAGAGCCCACUGCAACGGAGGAGGAGCUUUCUGCCGACAUAACCCAAAGCACCAGCCACGAAGACGAUCAGUCCUACGAUACCCCUACAUCACAGCGCCACCACAUCCCUCACGGCCAUGGAGAUGACCUUGAUCUUACAGGUCUCGCUAUUUCCUCGCAUAGCACUCCACGGGCACCCUCCCAACAGACUGGAGAUGACAUGACCGUAUCUUCUGUCGAGCAUUCCUCAUACGAGGACUUGCGGAGGCAGAUCAACGAAACAGAUGCACCGUUCAACAUGCCCGACUCAUCUACACUCCCAUCAACCCCAGGCCGGCAACCAUUCUUUCCACACGGAGACUCAGCCGAAACCCCCAUGUCUUCCCCCUUCAUCCCGCCCGCAUCAGCCAAGUACCAGUCCGCAUCGCGAGACGAUCGCUAUCAGAAAUCCUCAGACCCCGUGCUGCAUCAGAUGCUUGACAAAACCUACCGUGUUCAAGCUACUCCACUUGGAAAGGGAUACCACAACCCAGACGGAGGCGCCAGCACGCGCUCCAAAUUUGCGGUCACUCCAAAUCAAGCAGCGUCUGGGUCGAGAUAUGCGUUCAAUGACUCGCCGAUGUCUAGCCCUGAACCCGAAGCUCCCCAGAUGCACUCGGAGAUCUUUUCUUCGCCCAUUAAAGGCGUCGAUAUGACCCCUGGAACGAACCGCAAACGACGCACCAGUAGCAACCGUAUGCGAGGCACUCCCAAGCCAGGUUUCAGUGUUUUGACCCCAGCAAAGAAUGCUGGUGGCAAUCGUGCACUGUGGGAUAGUGAUGAUGAUUUAGAUGAGGAUUUCGGCCCUAGUCCUCCUAAGACCAUGCAGUUCCAUAUACCUCAGAGUCGACUGAUGCAAACACCUGCCAAAGAAGCCUCUAAGCGUAUUGUGACGGAUCUGCUGGCUACUGCUGGCGCGGGUGACAUUACGGACGACUUCGACGACGAUCAGAGUCCAAGUGUCAUUCGCCGUAUGGAACGGCUGGAAGAUGAUACAUUUUAA
Molecule: messenger RNA, 1302 nt
Organism: Penicillium pulvis
Lineage: Eukaryota; Fungi; Ascomycota; Eurotiomycetes; Eurotiales; Aspergillaceae
Product: DASH complex subunit ASK1
Exons: 4
Coding region: 1-1302 (433 amino acids)
Biological process (GO): attachment of spindle microtubules to kinetochore
Cellular component (GO): mitotic spindle pole body; DASH complex; mitotic spindle
Source: RefSeq, a predicted model, not a curated record